AUCGCUUGCCUUCUCCGACUCCGAGUUCGCUCGCACUGUCCAAAUCUUCUAUGGCUGCACAGAAGGAGAUCGUUGCAAAGCUUUCGGACAGCUUCGAGAAGGCGCGGUCGUCGGGAGAUCUGCUGUUUUUCCCCUCGACAACUCACCACCAUGAAGAGAACGGCGUAGAGUUCCAGAUCCGCCUGUGCCCAGCGCUGCAGAACAAGCCCCGCCUGCCGACGCCCGACUUCAGCGGGGACGCCCCGAGCGCGGUGCAGCAGGAGAAGAAGCGGUAUGACCCUUUCGCCCCGCCAUACAACCCGAAUCUGCUCCUGGGCGAGGUGCGCGACGAGGCGGAGGGGAACGAGUACGUGAUCCUGUUCAACAAGUAUUCCGUCGUGCCGCACCAUUUCUUGGUCGUCACGAAAGACUUUCAGUCGCAGACGUCGCCGCUAUUACCUGCCGAUCUUGUGCAGACCUAUCUCUUCCUCGCCGCGGCGAAGAGGGCGGGCACGAAGCUCUUCGCGUUCUACAACUGCGGUGACCUGAGCGGCGCGAGCCAGCCGCACAAGCACAUCCAGCUGCUCCCGAUCGACGACGACGGCCCUCCGGUCGAGACGCUCGCGAGGAGUACCAAGCUCGAGCAAGAGAGCCGGCCCUUCAGCAUCAGCGCCCUCCCCUACGCGAACCACGUCCGCCGCCUGCCCUCCUCGCUCGCCUCCUCCUCCCCCGCCGAGCUCGAGCCCGUCCUCGCAGACGCAUUCCUCUCCCUCCUCGACCUUGCUAUCCAGACCGUCCGGCACGACCCGUCCUACCCCGCCGGCGCACCAUCGUACAACGUCCUCCUCACGCUCGAGCACGUCCACAUCAUUCCGCGGCGCCAAGAAACACAUGUGCUCAAGGAGACGGGGGAGGAGCUGAGCGUGAACGCGCUAGGAUUCGCGGGGCUGCUGCUCGUGAAGAGCCAGAGGGAGCUCGAGGCGGUCAAGGAGGAGGGCGUAUGCAGCAUCUUGAAGGGUGUCGCGUUGGAGAGCGGGCAUGAGGCGCAGACGGACGCGCAUCGGGUCGCGGACGACCAUGUACAUGAGCAGGACGAGUGAUCUGACGAAGAGGACCGAAGGCCAUUAUACUUCUAGGUCGGUUUACAUGGAGUUCAUGCAUGCAGGAGUCGAACUUCCUCUGAACACGCCCUCGGUGUUGCCAAGGAGCCCCUUUAGCAGCGACGUCCACUGCAGGUAGGCGAGGAAGAAUUCGUUGCUCCGUGAAUACGUCAGCAUCACAAUACGCAAGGCAAUC
Molecule: messenger RNA, 1275 nt
Organism: Dichomitus squalens LYAD-421 SS1
Lineage: Eukaryota; Fungi; Basidiomycota; Agaricomycetes; Polyporales; Polyporaceae
Product: HIT-like protein
Exons: 6
Coding region: 51-1079 (342 amino acids)
Biological process (GO): nucleotide metabolic process
Molecular function (GO): ATP:ADP adenylyltransferase activity; ATP binding
Source: RefSeq, a predicted model, not a curated record